This is a messenger RNA of Cylindrotheca closterium, 2115 nucleotides long. NCBI's taxonomy places the organism in Eukaryota, Bacillariophyta, Bacillariophyceae, Bacillariales, Bacillariaceae. The record is from the annotation of a GenBank genome assembly.
AUGAAGGACCUUUCUCCUGACGCAACUGAAACAACCCCUUUCGUAAAACAGACGAAAAAGUAUCCUGCUCCUAGAAGGCCAAAUCCAAGUUGGGUUGGAUGUGGCUUUCUCGUCUAUCUUCUUGGAGUUGGUACGGUGUUGCUCCUUUUCAGAGUACACGUACCACAGUUGUCAGGGCAAGAUGAAUACCACCUCGAUCCAAUCAAAAGUCUACAAGAAGAUUCUUCCAUCGAAAAUAUCUCACAUGGCGUUGUCGCAUCCGACCAUGAGGUCUGUUCGAAGAUUGGAGUGUCGAUUCUCAGUGAUGGUGGGAAUGCAAUUGAUGCUGCAGUUUCAACUAUGCUUUGCCUUGGAGUCGCCAACCCUGCUUCUUCUGGACUCGGUGGCGGAGCUUUCAUUCUGAUUCAGGGCGACAAGAGUCAUUUUGAAAAUAGGACAGCAGCGCAGCAAACGGCGAAUAUGCCUCCAUUUCAUGAUGCCCGUGACAAACCUCCACUAGAGUCACGAGGCAAGAUACUCGAAGUCAUUGAUUGUCGAGAGACUGCACCAUCAGCUUCGACAGAAGACAUGUUUGGCGACAUGCCAGCGUCCGCGUCAUCCUUUGGAGGCCUGGCCAUAGCUGUCCCAGGAGAACUACGAGGAUUGGAAUUGGCUCAUGCUCGCCACGGCAAGUUGCCAUGGAAGACCGUCGUAAGCCCAGCCAUUUCACUGGCAGAGAAUGGGGUUCCAAUUUCUACCCAUCUUGCUACAGAUAUUAGCGAAAUCUUGAACAAAGAUGAGUUAAAGAUUGGGAAGUUUGCAAACUUGAGAGCAUUCCUAACUAAAACCGAUAGUGGUUGGGGGAACUACCGGAAGACAGGAGAAUUGCUGAAGAAUCCAGCAUUGGCAGAGACUCUUCGAAUUGUUGCUCAAAAGGGUGGUGAUGGGUUCUAUAUGGGGGAGAUCGCACAACAGCUUGUAGACGAUGUUGGAGCCGAAAAUGGAAUACUAACCAUAGAGGAUAUGAAAAACUACAAAGCUACCCUGAGGUCUCCUCUUCUCAGUAGUGUCAACGGAUUCAGUAUUGUUGGGGUACCUCCGCCAAGUUCUGGCGGAGCGACACUAAUUGGAGCUGCUCGUUUCCUUUCCGGGUACAAGAGUCCUUUGGCCAGCGAAUCCGAUACUCUUUCCGUCCACAGGACUGUUGAAGCAUUGCGACACGCGUUUGCUCUUCGGAUGUCUCUUUGCGACCCUGCAUUCAAUACCAAUAAAACCAGAGAAGCCGUAAAGGAUCUGGUCGAAGGAGAGUACAUGGAGAACUUGCGGAGGAUUUCAAAAGACCGUGACACAUUGCCUCUUUCCAUGUAUGGUGGGAAGAAGUGGGCACAGUUGCAGGAUUCAGAUGGACGCAUCAAGAGUAUUGAAGAUGCGCAUGAAGGAGAUCGGCGGCUGAAACGAAGACGUCUUGGUCGCCCGUUUGGAUAUCUCGAAGAUUCCGGCACUAGUCACUUGUCAGUAGUUGACAUUGAAGGAAAUGCAGUGUCGGUAACUUCCUCCAUCAACCAAGUCUUUGGCUCCUAUGUUUUUAGUGAGUCCACAGGGGUUCUAAUGGGAAACACUAUGGAUGACUUUGGAAACCCAGGACGAUCAAAUUACUACGGCUUGAAGCCCUCACCUGAGAAUUUCGUAGCUCCAGGGAAGAGACCACUGUCGUCAAUGUCGCCAACGUUCGUAUUCCGAGAGGACGAAAAUUGUGGACAUGGCGAUAUUGGUGCCUUGAAGCUUGUCAUUGGAGGCUCUGGAGGCCCGAAAAUCAUAUCGAGUGUACUCCAAGUUUUCAUCAACUACUGUCUUCUAGGCAUGCCCCUCUUUGAAGCCCUCGUUCGCCCCCGCAUUCACGAGCAGUUGGUGUACCACAACGCGGCUGUCACAACAACAGAAAACGAUCAUUUGGACCAAGGACCUCUACUUCAAGUUCCACAAAGGACCAAAGACGCUCUUUUGAGUAGGGGUCACAAGGCACUUCUAGAUAUUGAUUAUGCUGGAACAGUCCAGGCAGUGGGUGUUGAUUUGGAGACCGAUCUUAUGACGGGAGUUUCGGACCCCAGAAAAGGUGGGACACCUGCAGGAUACUAA